GUUCGACGAGCAGGACGAUCCGUGACCCCGGACUCUCGAGGGUAAUGUCGCUGAGGUAGCCGGCCGUCUACCGAUCCAUGUGGGUAUAAAGGCGAGCAAUGCAGGCAACUGUCGAGGCUGUCACAUCGCGAGCAAUAACAUCAUUCCGCUAAUGCUUGAAUCAUUUACACUGCUCUAUCACUACGAUGAAGUCGAUCGCUGCUCUCCUUUCCUGCUUGGCCUUGACCGCUGCCUCCAUCCAAGCCCACCUCAACGUCGUGCUCACCAACGACGACGGGUUCGGGUCCGCCAACAUCCGGGCUGUUUACAACGAGCUGAAGAAACAGAACCACAACGUGCUCAUCGUCGGACCUGCCGAUCAACAGUCGGCCAAGGGAGGCACGACCGUAUGGCCGACUAGCAACUUGACAAGCGGCGGUCGAGGUAACCUCCUCACCGCCGGUCUGCCUUAUGCGGGCACCGAGCCUGGUGUUGACAACCCUGCUAUCACAUAUUUCAACGGGACUCCUGCGGCUUGUGUCUUUUACGCCCUCGACGUCGUUGCCCCUGUCUACUUCAACAACCAAUCCGUCGACCUAGUAGUCUCCGGAGUAAACGAAGGCUCCAACCUAGGUCCUCUCGUCUACACCCUCUCCGGGACACUCGGAGCUGCUUACGUAGCCGUAGGUCGAGGAAUCCCUGCUGUCGCCGUCAGUGGGCAGAACAGCACCAAGGUGGAUUAUAAGGAUUGGGACCCUGAGGAUGAGAGCGCGGUCGCCAACGUCCAAGGAAGACUCACUGCGGACCUCGUCUCCGCCCUGGCUUAUGGUCGUGACAAGACCAAGGGAGAAAGGGUCUUGCCUCCCGCUUUGGGGUUGAACGUGAACUUCCCUCAGAUCAACUCUACUUGCACAGGAUUGCCUAUGAUCCAGACUAGGAUGACAGGAAGCGCUCUGACAGACAAAGUCGUCUUCACUGCCGCUGGGUUCCCGACUUGGGGUGACCUACCCGGAUCGAUCGGUAUCAACACCUGCGUCUCGGGCGACUGUAGUCUUCCUGGCGAGACCUUGGUGGCGACCACAACCUGCCAGACCGCCGUCACCGUAUUCUCCGUCGACUAUGACGCUCCUCAGGGUUACACCGAGAGCGUCAAGGAGCACUUGGAGUACACCGUCUUGGACAAGAUGAACACUGCGCCAGGGUCUUACAAGAAGAAGCGAGAGUGGACCCCUCGAGGUCGGUCGGCUCGGGCUGAGUGAAGGAGCGCGAUCGAGGUAGAAGGGAACGAGAACGUUCUCUAAGUUGUACUCUCCAGAAAAAAGAAAACGGUGAUUGUAUCGCAGGGGUCUACUUGGGUAUCAUGAAUGUCAUAAUGCUGUAUACAAAGGGCAUCUAGCCGUCU
Messenger RNA from Filobasidium floriforme, 1381 nucleotides. RefSeq names its product 5'/3'-nucleotidase sure. Gene Ontology annotation, molecular function: nucleotidase activity. The transcript is spliced from 10 exons. The record is from RefSeq and is a predicted model, not a curated record. Lineage: Eukaryota; Fungi; Basidiomycota; Tremellomycetes; Filobasidiales; Filobasidiaceae. Bases 186 to 1238 code for a protein of 350 amino acids.